Limulus polyphemus (Atlantic horseshoe crab) is the source of this 1881-nucleotide messenger RNA. RefSeq names its product TATA box-binding protein-associated factor, RNA polymerase I, subunit C-like. NCBI's taxonomy places the organism in Eukaryota, Metazoa, Arthropoda, Merostomata, Xiphosura, Limulidae. Gene Ontology annotation, cellular component: fibrillar center. The transcript has 11 exons. Gene Ontology annotation, biological process: transcription by RNA polymerase I. The annotation marks the transcript as partial. Gene Ontology annotation, molecular function: RNA polymerase I core promoter sequence-specific DNA binding. The record is from RefSeq and is a predicted model, not a curated record.
CUAUUCAAAAUGGAGUCUGAACACACGAGUUAUAAGCAGCAACAGAAUACUCGACUACCAGAAGUGUUUCCAAGCUGGUAUUCUACAACUGUUCGUGAACUUUUGAAAACCAGUGCCACCUAUAAUGUUGACCUAAGAAUGUUACCUGAUUAUGGAGGAGCUGGGAUUAAUUUGAAAACUACAGAAGAUCCAGAAUACUCCCAAUGCAAAGAUGGUCUGCAUGUGGCUAGUGCAAAGUCUGAAAAGUGCAGGAGUAAACUCUCUGCUUCUUGCUGUGCACUUCCAUUUCUUCCACCAAACAAAAUUAGAAGUCUUCAUGAACCCUGUUUGAAAAAAUUGAAAGUUGAACAAAAUCGUCAGUCUUCAUUUGUGAAUAAGAUGUUUCAUCUUCAAAAAAAGAUGAAAAGCAAGCAAAAUGUGAAACUAAAAAAUUCCGUGCUUGAUUUAUACAAGAAAGUUGAAGAAAAUGAUCAAGAGUUGAAGAUAAGUUAUAAAUUUCCGCCGUGUAUAUUGGAAGCAGUUAACUUGAUGCCAACUUCUUAUGUAAAUCAUGAUCGUGUUUCUGAUGGCAGCUGGCUGUAUACAGGAGGAAAUCUGUCAUACUUACCAACGGAGAGAGGCCCUGUCCUCCUGCAUGCUGGGGGGAAGAGGUUCAACUCACUUGUAAUAACUCCUGUUAGGAGCAGUGAAAAUGCUAGACACGUGUUUUCUGCAGUUUUAGAAGACCAACAGACAUUGAAAUUAAACGGAAAAAGUAUCUAUCAGGUGUCCGGAAGAUCAAUCGAAAAUGAAGGUUUUUGUUGUGUUCGUCAGCACAAAAGGUGUGAAGUUUUGUCCAUUAAAAAUUUUUCUGAGACCUUGAAUGCCACUGUUUUGGAUGUGUUCAAUUCUGAAGAACCAUUGUGUUGUGCACAGCUAAGUCCAUAUAUUCCAGGGGAAUAUGCAGUAAUAACCAGUAGUGGAUGUCUAAUAUUGAAACAUCCAGAUCACAAGCAGCCCUUGUGGAUGAACUCAGAACUGUCAAAGCAAAAAUCUCAUGAUGGAGAAUCCUGGUGGUGGUGUGACUUUGGUGUACAACCAAGGUCAUUAGUGGUAGCUGACCGUAAAGUGAUCAGACUUUUUGAUGCACGGACAAUGAAUUCAACCCCUCUCACCAUCUUUAAUGCUGUAGAUAACCGUAGUCUUCUGUUUGAUGAAGAUGUCAUGAUAAUGCAGCAACAUCCACGUGAAGUUCAUCAACACUUUGUAGCCACUUCUCUUCAUUUCUUUAUUAUUGACAAAAGAGUUCCGUCAGUACCAGUGCUGUUGUGGAAACACUGUCUAAAUACCAAACCAUGUUAUUGCUCAGUAGAAUCUCAGGUGUUUCAUCAAAGUACCGAUGAACUAAUAGCGCUCCUGGGGUCACAGGAAGGAGCCCAGACAUCAGUUUUCCACAUGAAAGAUUCUCGUGUCAACACAGUACAGCCUCAGUCCUUGUCACCACCAUGGUACCUAUCACAGCCGGAAGAUAUGGUCAAGUUAUUAAAAGUUCAGGGCUUGUGCUUAAACCACACUGUCCAAGAGAGACUUCAGGCACCGUUGACUGGAGUGUGUUCCAUUCCUCAUCCAGAUUCUUCUGGAUUCACAGCUUUUCAAAUGACCUCUUUUUGUGAUUUAUUCUUUCAAGACUUUUAUGCUGACAAACCUUCUGAAGAUAAAACCUUCAAUGUAAGUGCCGGUUGCCCUCUUAUACCACCUUCACUAGUUACUGAUGAGUACAACUGGUGGCUCGAAGCUGCGAGGGUGAAAAGUAACGGUGACAUAAAGAAAGCUAAGUUUCUCAAGAGGGUAGACUGUACAGAAGAAUUUAUGGGUAAAAAUCUUGUACAUCUGUAUGAAGCU